Molecule: messenger RNA, 4864 nt
Organism: Musca vetustissima
Lineage: Eukaryota; Metazoa; Arthropoda; Insecta; Diptera; Muscidae
Gene: sas
Product: putative epidermal cell surface receptor
Exons: 9
Coding region: 1-4716 (1571 amino acids)
Molecular function (GO): protein binding
Source: RefSeq, a predicted model, not a curated record
AUGACAACCAUUGAACCGAUUACAACAACGGAACCCACCACAACGCCCACAAACUUAGGUGUGCAGCACAAUGGCUUUAAUGAAAUCGAAAGCAAGGUUGAAAUGGCAACAGACGAAAAGAAGCCAAUAGAAGAAGUCACCGACUCUAAUAAAAUGGUUGAUCAACAAAUUGAGCAUCAACAUCAUGAUCAUGAACACGAUCACCACCACCAUGAAACUGGUAUAGAUCAUGAUAUGGCACAUACCCCCGAACAUAAGACUGAAGAAAUAAUGGAUGUCACUGCCACCGAUGUGCCCAUGACUACAAUCACCAACACCCAAGAACAUUUCAAUCAAAUUUCCCAGGAACCUGAUGAUGCCGAUGCCAAAGAUUUGAAUAAUAUCCGACAUCCCGUUACAUUAAUAACUGCCAGCCAGAGCGAGGAAACCACAGACAAAGACAAUGACAGUUCAAUGAAGUCCUUAGAGGACACUGAAGAUCCUUACCAUGCUCACAUACUAUCUGAAAGUCAUGAUCGUUUGGCCGAACAUGAAGGUUAUCAAAUGAUCUCCAGUACUGAAGAUUCCAGGGAUGUGUCAUCGACAACCACUCAAUCUUCCGACAAACCCAAAGCAUUCGAAGAAACCCAUACUGAUGAAAUUGUUGUCAGUCAAGAGAACGAAGCCACAGCCAAACCUGUCAUGGAAGGCGAAAUGCCAAUGAUACACAACGAAACCAACGAAGGCCGGGCCAGAGCCAUCAACUUAAAUUCCGAAGAUAGUGUGGCACCCACAACCAUGGAUUCCACGACCAGCACCACACCUGCGGGACCAAUUAUAAGCAUAAUCGAAGGAUUACAACACCACAUGCAUGAAAAUCCAACUGAACAUGGCCACGACCAUGCUACACAUGAUCACAGUCAGCAUAUGCACCGCGAUGGCGACGAGUUGACCUCUACCACCAGCACCACAGAAAAAAUGCAUGAAAUGCCAUCUGUUUAUGUAUUCAAUGGUGAGGGUCGUUCCGUUGACUCCUCCAUAUCGGCUGAGGAUGAUUUGUCGCAUCUGAAUUAUCAUUAUAACUUUGUCACCACCGAAAGGGUACACGACCCGCAAAAUGAGCAGAAAAACGCCGCCAUCAACGACUUGAGCAAUAUCAGCAUGGAGGAUGAUGAACAACAGAAUAAAAGCCAGGAAUAUUCACAGCAACAACAACAACACGAACAACAUCAACAACAUAAUGUUUUUGCCGUCUCCGAAAAUCACAAGGAAGAUCAUGAGGCGCAUAUGAAAAUAACAGAAAUUACUGCAGCCGGCGAUGUAAUGCAUCGUGAAUGUUUAGCAGAUGGUCAAAGUUAUAAGAAUGGCGAAAAUAUGGAACGUGGCUGUGAUGAACGUUGUACUUGUAAUCGUGGUGAAUGGAUUUGUUCACCUCGAUGCCAGGGCAAAACCUUUAAACGUGGCACAAUGGCAACGAUGAUGGCUGACGAAGACGAGACAAGGAAAUGCCGUGAAAUUGAUGUCGAAGAUGACGAAUGUUGCAGCCGAAUGGAAUGUUCUACAAGUGAAGAAGGCUUCCUGCCCACACAGUCUACAAUGCAUACUGAUGAAGCUAUGAAUGCAUCCAUACAUAAAACACGUCCCGACUGCUUCUUCAAUGGUGGUAUUUAUAAAUUCCGUGAGCGUCUGGAAAUUGGAUGUGAACAAAUUUGCCAUUGUGAUGAGGGCGGCAUUAUGAACUGCAAACCCCGUUGCCCCGAACGCAACCACACUCGUCCCGACAAGUGUGUCUUCGUUAAAGAUCCCAAAGACGUAUGCUGCCAGCUGGAAUUCUGCGAUGUCACAUUGGAUGAUCACGAACAAAGACCAUCACCAUCGGCUGCCCACAAUUCCAUUGGUGAUGAUGGUUAUGGCUUCCAAGAGGCCCGCGAUAUCGAUGGUGCUGGCGGUCAGGGUUCGUGUGAAUAUAAGGGCCAGAUGUAUGCUGAAGGUAAACAAUUUCACGAUGGCUGUGAACAGUUGUGUUUGUGUACCGCCGAGGGGGUUCACUGUGCCAAAUUGCAGUGUCCCACCUCAUUUGGUUUGGACGUUCUGAACCCACAUUGUUUACGCUGGGAACCUGAACCGGCCAACUUCGAACCCAUUGCACCCAAUUGUUGUCCAGAUAGUAUGCGUUGCGUCGACAAUGGCACCUGCGAAUAUCGUGGUGAAGAAUUUGAGAAUUGGUCCCAAAUACCCACCAAUCUAACCGGUUGUGACCAACAUUGUUAUUGUGAAAACGGUAAAGUAGAAUGUCGUCCAGCUUGUCCCCCCGUUUUGGCUUUGCCACCCGCCGAUUUACCUUGUCAUCGGGCACAGGCCCGCCUAUUACCCAUACCCGACGAUGAAUGUUGCAAACAUUGGGCUUGUGCUCCGAUACCCAAUCAAACUGAGAGACCCUAUCACGGUGGCCAACAGCACGAAGAGGAUGAGGAAGAGGAGGAAGCCUCACAGGAACACUUGGGACACAAUGAACACCCACAAAUGGAAAAUGCCAACAAAAAACAUGAAUCUGUCGCCGCCACUAUUGGUGUUAGCAACGACGAAACAGAAAAGAAGCCAACAACAACAAAUGCAUUCUAUCCCACAUUGGAUGGUAAGCCCCCUAAAGGUAGUGCAGCGGCGCCACCCUUCGGUUUCGAUUAUAAAACUGAAAAACAUGAGAAACACGAAAAACAUGAUAAACAUGGGAAGAAAGCUCCCGUUCCAGUUAAACCUCAACAAAAUGAUGUCAAAUAUGAUGUCCACGAACAGCAAGAGGAUGAUAUACCCGUGCAUCAGCAUCCCGGUCUAGGACCUGGUUAUGUUCCUGUUCAUUUAACUCCCGGUGGAGUGGCCAUUUCGCCAUAUGACAGUGUGAAUUACAAUCAAAAUCUGGCACCACAACAUCCUGGCCCACAAGGACCUUAUGGGCCUUUCUAUCACAACGAAGCCUUUAAUCCGUAUGAACAAUAUGAUCUAAAUCCCAAUGGUAUACCUCAAGGCAAACCUCCAGCACCCACAAGUCAAUCGGAUCUGUUUAAUAUAAUAGGAGCAGGAGUACCAGGUGGCGGCAAGUUGGGUCAAUCAAAUUUACCACCACAUGUUCGUAUCGAACACAUUCUACAACAUCUACAGCAAAAUGUCAAUCCAGCCAUACAGAAUGGUGCAAAUGCACCCCAAGGACCUUUUGUGCAUGUCAACACAAGUGGUACCGGAGGACAGGCGCCUCAAUAUGUCCCCAUUGUUCAUAGUGGCCUACCACCUCCACCGCCAGGUCAUGGUAUUGCCAUUGUCGAUGGCCAUCCGGUUUCGUAUGGUGGUUAUCCUGUUAUACCCGGUGUGGGUCCAGUACCCACUCAUCUCGGCCAUAAUGCCGGACAUGCGUCAACAACAACUGCUAACGGUCUGCAGACACAAUCUUCGGAGCAUGGUGCUGUAACGAAGACCCAAAAAACAGGUUUCAAUAACUUACAACCCGAUAUUGAAGUACACACUCUGGAAGCCAUUGAUGCCCGCACGGUUCGCAUUGUCUUCACCGUUCCCCAAGUCUAUGUUAAUUUACAUGGCCGCGUGGAAUUACGUUAUACCAAUGGACCUGGUAACGACACUUCUAAGUGGGAACAACAAAUAUUUGCCCCACCAGAAGACUUAAUUGCCACAUCGCAAAUGGAAUUCGACUUGCCUGGUUUGGAACCAAAUUCGUUGUACAAAAUCAAAAUUACUCUAAUUUUGAGAGAUUUGAAUUCCCAGCCCACAAGCUCAAUUUACACUGUCAAAACACCUGCCGAAAGAACGAUUACCCCACCUCCACCACCAUCCGAUUAUCGUCCCGACUUCCAAGAUAUCUUCAAAUCUGUUGAAGACCCAGAAUUGAAUGUCAGCGAAAGUAACUCGACUUGGUUGCAUUUGACGUGGAAGAAACUUUCCGAUGAUCACUUGGAUUAUGUUGAUGGUAUCCAGUUGAGAUAUAAGGAAUUGACUGGCAUGAUUUACUCAUCCUCGCCGCUGAUACAUCGUUCCCUUACCUCAUACACCAUCGAGAAUCUGCAACCCGAUACUGGCUAUGAAAUCGGUCUCUACUACAUACCAUUCCCUGGCCAUGGUGCUGAGAUGAGAGCUGGUCAUAUGAUUAAGGUUCGCACUAGUCCAAAGGUGGAUGUAUUUGCUUUCGAUGUUACCGUCAAUGUUACCAAGAUCAAGGCCCAAAGUGUUGAAGUUACAUGGAGUGGUGUACCAUAUCCCGAAGAUAAAUAUGUCAAUAUUUAUAGAGCUAUAUAUCAAAGUGAUUCGGGUAAGGAGGACUCAAGUGUGUUCAAGGUAGCCAAGAGAGACAGCUCAACGGGUACACUGAUUAUGGAUUUGAAACCUGGCACUAAAUAUCGUCUAUGGUUGGAGAUGUACAUGACCAAUGGCAAGAUUAAGAAGAGUAAUGUUGUCAACUUCAUUACCAAACCAGGUGGCAAUGCUGCACCGGGUAAAACUGGUAAACUAUUACAUGCUGGUGUCGAUCAGCCUGUGGGAGAUUACUAUGGACCAUUGGUGGUUGUUUCAGUUGUUGCAGCUUUAGCUAUUAUGUCGACUUUAGUGUUAUUACUGAUACUGACAAGAAGGCGUGUCCAUCAAACCGCUUCCAUAACCCCACCCCGUAAGAGUGAUGCCGCCUAUGAUAAUCCAUCGUACAAGGUUGAUAUUCAGCAAGAGACAAUGAAUCUGUAGCGGUUUUAAACGAUAAAUAAGUGGAUUUCCUGGAAAUCCUUUUGUCAUCGUAUUUCUAUUAUUUCUACUCAAAAUCAAAAACAUGAAAUCCUAGUUGUGUCUUAGUAAAUAGGUUUGAAAAACAAAUUUUAAUGUAAAUAUUUAAAAA